AUGGCCGGCGCUCGAGACACUGUGCCUUUACGAAUUCCAAGUUCCGGCCGAAACUCUCCUACAAUUUCUUCGCGCGCACAAGAAGACGCUCAAGAGGCUCCAUCUCGGCCGCAAUUCCUACCACUUACCCGCCGGACUUACGCACCGAAAGUUCCUCACCCAGAUGCGAUAUCUCUGGAGAAAUUUGGAAUCGUUACCAGCAUUGUAUAUGAAGAUGGUGUCUACGACGACGACUGGAAUCAUUGGGACAAUGCUACGACCGAGCUCUUGUUGUUGGAAUCCUAUGUUUUGGGGAAAAUCGAUUGGCCUAUAACUUUGGAUCAUCCUACUUUCGUCACUUAG
Molecule: messenger RNA, 342 nt
Organism: Sclerotinia borealis F-4128
Lineage: Eukaryota; Fungi; Ascomycota; Leotiomycetes; Helotiales; Sclerotiniaceae
Source: the annotation of a GenBank genome assembly